AAAAAACCGCUUAGUGAGUGGUAUCUCGUGCGGUGAAAUUUGUGUCUCCGGUCGGUAAAAAAAAAUUUCUCCACAGUGUUCUAAUCACCAACAACGCUCUGUCUGUCCUCCGACAUGGCGUCGGGGACAGACCCCUUUCCCCUAGGGGAUGUGGGUCCGUCAAAUCGUCGCGAUGGUACAUUUGCUGGGCCUCUCUUUCCUGAAUGGGGAGACCCGCACGGCAACCAUGGUCAACUGGUGAUGAUGAGGAUGGAAGCCGUCUCAGGAAUUCUUCCCCAGGCGCCUUUCCUUCUCAGAAAAUCCGUGGAAAGUUAUCUGUGAGUGAAAGUGGACGGAGCUUACCCUGAGAAAAGAGGCGCCACGUAUGUUCUGAAACUACGGAACAAAAAUCACGUUGAAAAGCUGAAGAAAAUGUCCAAACUAACUGACGGCUUCCCGAUUAAGAUCGUGGAGCAUCCGGUUCUCAACGUGUCGAAGUGUGUGAUAAGCUGCAGCGACACCUGUAUCUACUCGGACGAAGAACUGGUUGAAGAACUGAGGGACCAGGGCGUUAAAGAAGUGCGGAGGAUUACCAAGCGCGAUGGCAACCAACGAGUCAAUACCCCAACCAUCAUUUUGACUAUCCAAGGCACCGUUGUUCCAGAAGACAUCUACGUUGGGUGGAUCCGAUGUCGAACUCGCCCGUUUUAUCCCACACCGAUGCUGUGCUACUGUUGCUGGGAUUUUGGACACACGCGUGCUCGCUGUCAGCUCCAAAGCAACCCUAUUUGCGGCAACUGCUCUGGUAAGCACACAAGUACCCCCGAAACUCCAUGCACGCUUGCUUCUUUCUGCAAACGAUGUAACACAAACGAUCAUCCACUGUCAAGCCGUAAGUGCCCCAUCUACGUCAAAGAAGAUGAAAUACAACACCUCCGGGUAGACUUAGGCGUAUCCUAUCCAGCAGCAAAACGUCAGUACGACCUAAGGUAUAGCUCGAAAUCAAUGGCAUCUACCGUAGCAGCCAGCAAUGAUCAGCGCUUUGCCGAACUCUCGGCAAAACUGGACAACGUAUUGAAGGAAGUUAAAGCCAAGGACGAUAAGAUUGAAGCACUACUCACCGAAAUCAAAAACAAAAACGCCCAGAUAGAAAGGUUGGAAUCGGCAAUGAAACUAUCACCUCAAGAAAGGCUGAAGCUGGUAAAGGAGCAUGGCACUAUCGAGGAUCUUGUUGGCAAGAUCCGCUCUCUGGAAGCAGAUUUGGCAAGAAAGGACAAAGAAGUCGCCGUGAUUCGUGAUAUUUACAUCCCAAAGAAAACCACCAAAACUAACUAUGGAAACAGAACCACGAACACCGACUGGUCGAAUGAAUCUGACGUAGGAAACGAUGGACACAAAUUAUCCCACAAUCUCAACCCUGAAGCUGCAAACGCUAAGAAAUCGAAAGCAAAAAAGAAAGCUAUGAAAACCGACAGUAAUGAAUGCCUCAACAAACGCACUAGAAACCGCCUUUCGCCAAUCACAACCCUUGAAUGCACACCCACAUCAGAAUCAAGCCCGGAAGUUAUCGUCACUGACAUUUCCUCAGGCGACGAACCGAUGCUGAACGCAUCUGGGUAUAUAUCCGACACCUAAAUACCAGACAGCUCAUCUAGUCCCCUCCGAAGCAUCUGUUCGACACCUUAGUAGAAACGCAAAAUAGCCUUCUAUAACUUUCCCUCGAAAAACUGUUAUUGAUACAGAGAGAAAUCCAAAAAUGGAGCGGACUAGCCAAGCCACGCCAAUACUGAACAACCACGCCAUGAUACCAGACAAUCCUACAACCAGAAGCGCUCAACAUUUAUACCCGGCGGAGCUACGAAGCAGUCGAGGCACCGCCAGUGCGGACGUAUAUGCCACACCGGAAUUGACGGACACCCCUCGACACUUCGUGGCGGUCGGAAGAGGGACGGACAAGGGAGGCAACUCCUAUCCCCCUAUGGACACCGAGGGAGCCAAGCCAUCUCUAAACCAACAUAAAAUCGACAAAGCUCUUCGCAGGGGUAGUCGGGAAGAACAUCACCCUCCGCUGGACAACGAGGGAUCCAAAAAACCUCAGAAUCAGCUACGAUAUAGUGCUAGACCAACCGUAAACACAUUUCCUGCGCUGCCGCAAAGUGCUAGAUCAGACGCCAUCAUCUAUGAUUCAUUUCAACUCAAACAUAGAGGAAUCACUUCUCCCGUAGCAAGUUCUUCUGGUAAUGCUUCGAACCGAGUUGAAAGGAAUAGUCCAUCACGCCGAUACG
Messenger RNA from Aedes albopictus (Asian tiger mosquito), 2264 nucleotides. RefSeq lists its product as uncharacterized. Lineage: Eukaryota; Metazoa; Arthropoda; Insecta; Diptera; Culicidae. Bases 412 to 1614 code for a protein of 400 amino acids. The transcript has a single exon. The record is from RefSeq and is a predicted model, not a curated record.